Megalops cyprinoides (Indo-Pacific tarpon) is the source of this 2149-nucleotide messenger RNA. Its product is annotated as vacuolar protein sorting-associated protein 72 homolog. The transcript is spliced from 6 exons. Gene Ontology annotation, molecular function: ATP-dependent H2AZ histone chaperone activity. Gene Ontology annotation, cellular component: nucleus. The coding region runs from base 372 to 1496 and encodes 374 amino acids. NCBI's taxonomy places the organism in Eukaryota, Metazoa, Chordata, Actinopteri, Elopiformes, Megalopidae. The record is from RefSeq and is a predicted model, not a curated record. Gene Ontology annotation, biological process: regulation of DNA-templated transcription; chromatin remodeling.
ACGGCAAACAAGUGAACGACUGCUAGUUUAAAUUUAGUUUCUUUAAAAAAAUGGAGUAAAAAUAGAGUUGCUCAGGUUAUUUUAUUACACUGAUAAUAUGAGAAAUGUGACUGUUUUGCAAAUUAAAUGUCUCAUUUGAUCUGCGCUUGCAAGAUAUCUUUAGCGCUCUGAUUUUGUAGGUAACGUUAGCUAGCCAGCGACCUAGUCAGUAAUAAUCAAAAUCAAGCGUUGUUUUAAGUAGUCUAGCUGGUUAACGUUAUCUGGUUGCUUGAAGAUGGUGGAACUUUCUGGAACCGUCCGUGUCAGUUGAGAAGUGUUCGGUACUUUAACGUUAUAUAUUUUUCCUGUUUCAUACAAACUAGCCGACUAAAAUGAGUUUAGCUUUCAGCCGAGCACCCCGAAAGACGGCGGGGAACCGCAUGUCCAAAUUACUGGACGCUGAAGAAGAAGAUGAGUUCUACAAAACUACUUAUGGUGGAUUCAAUGACGAAUCGGGAGAUGACGAGUAUAAGGGCGAUCAGUCGGACACUGAAGAUGAGGUGGACAGCGACUUCGACAUCGACGAAGGUGAUGAACCCGACAGUGACCAGGACGAAGAUGAGCCGCGCAGGAAACGAAGGGUUGUCACCAAGGCCUAUAAGGAGCCCAUAAAAGUGGUGAAGCCCAAACCCAAGCCCAAGAAGACAUCAGAGCAGCCCCGUAAGACUGAGCGGGCCAAGGUGGACAAGCAUGUUCCUCUGGAGCUCCAGGAGGAAAUUGGAGAAAGUCGCAAGUCUGUGCGGCAGUCGACCACCGAGCACACGCGCAUGACCUACCUGCGGCUGCAGGAGAGGCAGGUGGCCCCACGGCGCAGGAAGGGGGCCCACCACGACCGGCCCCUGACCCAGGAGGAGCUGCUGGCUGAGGCCAAGCUGACCGCCGAGAUCAACCUCCGAUCACUAGAGAACUAUGAGCGUCUGGAGGCAGACAAGAAGAAGCAGGUCCACAAGAAGCGGCGCUUCGAGGGCCCCACCAUUCGCUACCACUCGGUCCUCAUGCCGCUAGUCUCUGAUGCCCACCUGAAAGAGGAGAACGUGGACGUGGAAGGGUUAGACCAGGACACACCACAGGCCACUUCUGCUGCCCCGGCACCCUCUUCUGAAGCUGCCCCGUCCACCUCAUCCUCCUCCCAGCAACCCCCAGGAGGGUUCUGCUCUCGAACCUACAUCACCUUCAGUGACGACGAGGCCUUUGAAUCGGUCUUCCCCCGGGCCCCUCUGCCCCGACCCCCAGUCCAGGAGAUCUGCCCGGUCACCCACAAGCCGGCUUUGUACCGCGACCCUGUCACAGACAUCCCCUACGCCAACACCCGCGCCUUCAAGAUCAUCCGUGAGGCCUACAAAAAGUAUGUGGCCGCCCACGGGCUCCCCAAUGCCUCAGGUGGGUUCUCUGGAGACGGUGGAUCCAAGGGGGCCCGUCAGAAGAUUGUCAUCAAGCAGAGCAUGUCGGCCACUUAGCAGGACAAUACAGAUUUGACCUACAUCUGAAUUUGUAGGCCUUGAGACUUUGACUGAUUUCUCUUUACGUUUCCCUCUUUCUAUGACUGCUUUUUAUGUCUGUGAUCCACUCUUUUUGCUUUUUUCCCUUGUCUUUUUUUUCAUCUAUGACUGGUUUCUCUUUAAACAUACUUCCAGCAAAUCCCUCCCAUAUUGACAUACUGGGGUGUACUCAGUAUGGAAAUCAUUUGAAGAGGAGCACCGGUUAGUUCUGGCAACUUGUUUUUUUAUACUGCAUAUGUUCCAUGUUAUAGUUUAAUGUUGUAACGCGUUGAGCUUUAGAAACAUUCCUGCAUGGAGUAAUUGGCAACUGUGCAGACAGGAAUAAGUAUGUUUGUACUUACAGUAAGCUGAAACGAUAGGAUUUUCUCUAGUGGGGGAAGAUGAAUGCAUAGUGUAAUAAAAUAUGUACAAGGAAUCAUAUCUUCAUUUCUCCAUUUCUUUAAGCCAAAAGAUGGGCAAUGAUGAGCCGAAACCAAAAAAGACAUGAGGUUAAGUCAGGACAUGAACAACUUUGCCAUAUCUUGAGAAAUGCAUACAAUGAGGUCUUGAAAUGUAUUCAUAGUGUGCAGACUCUGCCCUGGGCCAGCCUUAUGUGUGUUUUUUUUUUUUAU